AAAAUAUUUUUUAAAAAUAAAAAAGGUUUUUCAAUUAAAUAACCACCAACAAACUACCUCUAAAAAACUACCUCAGUAAAUUACUUGGUGUGAUUAUUUUCGUAAAUUAUUUUCGAGUUUCACUAAAUACUCCUCGAUCUAACGCAAAGUACAAAAAAGAAAUAGUUUUGACAAUUUUGGGACAUCAAAUAAAAAUUAAGGAUAAUUUCAAAAAAUUAAAAGUUAAGCACCUGUGGCCUGUCGAGAAAGUGUAAAGUGUCGGGACGAAUUUUGGAGUACCCAAUAUUUGACAAUUUUAAGGAAGAUAUAAAAGAUUCAAGAUUGAAUGAAGGAGUUGUGCUAGAGUGAUCAAAGUAAUACUUGGUGUCAGUGUUUUUGACUUUUACCAACGGACAUUUCUGACUAAAUGCUGAACAACUUGUGAGACAUUGCGGCUAUGGCUUUAUCUUUACUACAGGACGCGCAAACAAGAGGACUCGCCGCCGCUCUAGCAGGAAUGAAACGUGACGAAGAACGCAGCCUAAGCAUGUCACCACCAAUGUCAACCAACCCGUCAUCAAUGUACAGUGGUCUGCAUCCAGUCGCAGCGGCUUCAGCGCUCGGAAUGCUCUCACCUCAACUACUAGCAGCCAAUCGAACGGCAGCGGCUCUAAUGGCUGCCCGUUUACCAAUGUCCACCCUUGCGACAAGUUUAUUCCCCCAUCAUCCUGCCCUCUUCGGUGCCUGGCCUCAACCAUCACCGGUUCCACCAAUGAAUGGACCACAUUCUCCACCAGCAUCACCACUCUCCCCAAUAAUGAGCUCGAAGAAACUUUCACAUCAUACAAACAACAAUACACAUAGUAAAAAUAACAACCUCCUGUCACCAACAACCGGAGAAGUACCGAAUAAGAAACCCAGAAAAAUCAAUGUGAAAAAGGAAUUCAUGUCGCCACAUACACAAUCUAUCGACAUCCCAGAUGUCUAUCCAACCGGACCAAUUUCACCCCCAUCAAGUGGAUCAUCACCGAAUUCAACGCACGAUGUACCUGUUGUUUCUCUCCCAAAGGAUCCUUCCCGCGAUAAGUGUUUCACAUGCAAGAUUUGCAACCGAUCCUUUGGAUACAAACACGUGCUUCAGAAUCACGAGCGAACACAUACCGGUGAGAAACCCUUCAAAUGUCCGGAAUGCCAGAAAAGGUUUACUCGGGAUCAUCACUUGAAAACCCACAUGAGGCUACAUACAGGAGAGAAGCCCUACGAAUGCAGUCACUGCGAUCGUAAAUUCGUCCAAGUAGCAAACCUGCGAAGGCAUUUGCGGGUCCAUACCGGAGAACGUCCCUAUUCAUGUAAUAUGUGCGAGGCACGAUUUAGCGAUUCAAAUCAACUCAAGUCUCAUAACAUGAUCCAUGACGGAGAGAAGCCAUUCGAAUGUGAUCGCUGUCACCUGAAGUUCCGACGGCGACAUCACCUCAUGCAUCACAAGUGUGGAAUUCAAAGUCCGCCCACGCCAGCUCUUAGUCCUGCGAUAUCUGAAAUGGGUAUGUCGGACCACAAAUCGGCAGCUAGUAGUUCUUUCGGGUCAGAGGAAUCAAACGAUCGGCUCAAGUCUGCAUUGUCAAUGAAGCACUUAGACGAUCUACCUCUUGACUUGUCUGAUGAUCGUGCCAGCCAUAACAUCAGCAGGUCAACUGUUGACAGUGAUAAGCAAGGAUCAAAGCUCGGACUGUUCCGCCAAAUCCCAGUCAUGGAGGAGCAGUUGCUUCAUUGUAAUCUUCCCGAACAAACAGAACCCGAAGAUUUGAGUAUUCGAUCACCGCGUUCAGGAGGAUCAGUGCAGUCUCCGCCCUCUUCACAUCAUGACGAUCCCGAUGACUUAGAAGAUCUAGAUGAUGCGGCCGCCCUGUACAUGGAAUUGCAGAAAAAAGAACGAGCUUCGCUACUAAAUCACAUACGAACCCCUUACUCUUGUUAGGGAUGGAGCGGAUGUAGUCAUGCCGUAUUUCAAUUGCCAAAAACACUUAGGUGGUAAGAUUCAAAGUGAAUACCCCUUCGAUGUCGACCUAUUCUAUUCAGAAGUUAGUCAAAGCGAAAACUUCUUCAAAUCUAGUUCAAAAGUACAAUUAUGAAACAAAACGAAUUCUAAUCCUCUACUAGGUAAACACAUACUCGUAGGUGUAACUAUUUAUUCUAGAUUGAUAAAAACACACAAACCCCUUGUGAAAAAGACCAAAAAGUCACUAAUUGCUUAUCAAAUACGGGUAUAUAGGUCUCACAAUGACAAGAAAGCUAGAAACCAAACAUACGAAGCAAGGAGAUGAAAAACAAACUAAAGAAAAUGUACCUAUCCUUCUUAGUUUGUAAGUUAAUGCUAAUUAUAAAACUAUAAAAUAAUUAACUUUCUGUAAAUAGGAGAACGAACGCUAGAACUGUAUAUUGAAUUUCUCUAUUUAUAUGUUAAAACUAAAUAAUAUCUAUAUAAUAUCAAUAUAAAUAACUUGUAAAUGUACUAUCGAUGUAAGUGUAUAGAAUUAAACAAAUAUUAAUCAAUGAAAAACCCUAAAAAGUCCCUAAAUCCCCUAUAAAAUUCUUAGUGCCAUUAAAUUAAUUUUUAAUAGAAAUACCAACCGCAAAUAAUGAACUGUAAAAUAAUAUUUAAAAAGAUCUAUAAAUCCGAAAAAAUAAUUGUUGAAUUUAUUAAAAUAUUAUUUCCUUUCUUUUUGCGUUUAAAACUAAAAAUCUUAAUUUAUUGGCCGAAAAAUAAAUAAUUAAAAAAAAAACUGGACAAUUCGUCAAUAAGAUCUUAACGGAAAAUCAAAAUUAAUUAUAAAUUCUUGU
Hermetia illucens (black soldier fly) is the source of this 2817-nucleotide messenger RNA. RefSeq names its product protein krueppel. The transcript is spliced from 2 exons. The record is from RefSeq and is a predicted model, not a curated record. NCBI's taxonomy places the organism in Eukaryota, Metazoa, Arthropoda, Insecta, Diptera, Stratiomyidae. Bases 437 to 1954 code for a protein of 505 amino acids.